UGAGGAUGGUACAUUUGACGAAGAGAAACGACAAACGAUUAUUCUGCAAGCUAUUGGUGUGAAUGUAGCCAUCCCUUUCCCCAUCUACCAGUCCGUAAUUUUGGAAUUGGAUUGCUUGUCCGAAGGGAGAAUCCUUCGCUUUAAAAUGAAUACGGAUCGUGAGACCUCAUCGUUCCAGCCCGUCCCAUUUUCAGUGGAAGCAUCGUCACAGCAAAGUCGGACGGCCGGUGAAGACGAUCCGAAUUCACCACGCGGUAGCACCAGUCGAAGUGGAGGUUCCUGGACAAUUCUCAGCAGUCGGGCUUCCGCAGACAUUCCCUUGUCGGUACCACAACAAUUCUUGCCACAGUUCCAUUCACCAGCUUCGUCGGCGUUGCCGAUUCCAGAUUGCGAUUUCGACGACUGGACGGAACAUUCCCAACCAGCAGUUGAUGUCGCUCUCAGCAGCUGGCAGGAGGAAGCGCACUGGAUGUCAUUUCGGAACGCGGUUAAUGUAUUCGUACAAAAACGCGGGAGGCGACGAUCACCAAACUCAAUAUCUUACAGUCAGUAUCUCGACAGCCAACCGACGACACGAGAUGUAUCCCAACAUCAGCACGAUACUGAUUCGGAUGUUUCCUCUCUGGGGCAACAACUUCUACAGUACGGUUUGAAUCGAACGGAAAUUUCGACAAAUGAAUCCCCGUCAAAUCAACCUGAGACCCGCAUACAACAAGCGUUGGCACAAGCUGAAGCUGACGAACUGGAAUUCGCGGAAUUGAUAAAACAGAAUGCACAGCACUGAAAUGUGUACCAAUCCUGACGCAAUGUCCGGUUUCCGCAAUCUGUAUUUCAGGGCAAGGCGUAGGACUGGAGGGUAUUCACGUCCUGAUUCCGUACCUAAUGUCCU
This is a messenger RNA of Phaeodactylum tricornutum CCAP 1055/1, 889 nucleotides long. RefSeq lists its product with no specific name. NCBI's taxonomy places the organism in Eukaryota, Bacillariophyta, Bacillariophyceae, Surirellales, Neidiaceae. Bases 146 to 784 code for a protein of 212 amino acids. The transcript has a single exon. The record is from RefSeq and is a predicted model, not a curated record.